This is a messenger RNA of Coturnix japonica (Japanese quail), 1378 nucleotides long. RefSeq names its product RNA binding motif protein 34 (gene RBM34). NCBI's taxonomy places the organism in Eukaryota, Metazoa, Chordata, Aves, Galliformes, Phasianidae. Gene Ontology annotation, molecular function: RNA binding. The record is from RefSeq and is a predicted model, not a curated record.
GCCCUCCCCCAUGUCGGCGUCACAGCGCACCGCCCAUUGCGUGCGGCCGCGGGAAGUGCCGCCCCCUCUUCUCCAUGAUGGCGGCGCUCCGAGGAGCCGCUGUUCCUCCCGGCGGGGCCCUGUGCGGGGACUACGUGGUGGGGCAGGUGGUCGGCAGCCUCUUUUCGGGCGGGGCGGCGGCGGUUCGGCCCUUGGCGGGGCUGUUUCGCUCCGCCGCCCCGCCGCCCGUGGUGGUGGCCGUGCCCAGGGAAAAUAAGAAACGGAAGCGUACAGAAGCAGAGGGGUUGUCAGAGGGACAGAGCUCGUCUGUCACAGAAGAACCUCCUAAGAAAGUGAAGAAAACCAGGAAGAAGGAGCUUUCAAAAGCAGAGGAGAAGGUGGCAGCGAGGGAGGGUGCUUUAGAACAGGCAGAUGAAGAGGAAGAGCAAAAGCUGUUUGAGAGCAAAGCAAAGCAGAAAAAACGGGCUGCUCGUGCUGUUGCCAAGAGUGAUGGUAAUGCAGGGACGGGCAGAACUGUGAAACAAGGGAAGAAGAAGAAUGAGGCUGAAGAAACGGUGAAGAACAAAAGAACGGUGUUUGUUGGAAAUCUGCCUGUCAGCUUCACUGCUCAGAUGCUGAAGUCUCUUUUUAAAGAAUAUGGAGCAAUAGAAUCCAUUCGGUUCCGUUCCGUGGUUCCAGCAGAAGAUACUGUAUCCAGAAGGUUAGCAGCCAUCAAGCGUAAGAUUCAUCCUAACGCAAAGUACAUUAAUGCUUACGUUGUGUUUAAAGAAGAAAAUGCUGCUGUUAAGGCUCUACAAAAAAACGGAGCAGAAGUCGCUAGUGGAUUUCACAUCAGAGUUGACAGCGCAUCAAAAGACAGUUCGUAUGACAACAAGCGAUCUGUAUUCCUGGGAAAUCUCGCGUAUGACAUCAGUGACAGCGCCGUGCGAGAGCACUUUGCCGACUGCGGAGCUGUAGUGGCGGUGCGAAUUGUGCGCGACAGGCAGAGCGGCAUGGGCAAAGGCUUCGGGUACGUGCUGUUUGAGAACACGGACGCUGUACACCUGGCUCUGAAGCUCAACAACUCGGAGCUGCUGGGCCGAAAGCUGCGUGUGAAACGCUGCGGUGAGAAGGACAAAGCGGCACAGAAGAGCAGCACCAGUGGGUCCGGUGGCCGUAAGGACAAAGCUCAACACACAGCGAAAAGCAAGAGAGGCUCCAAUGAUUCAUUUGUGGGCGAAAAAGCCAAUCCAGCCAAAAAGAGCGCUAAGGCCAAGAGACUGAAAAGUAUUGCUAAAAAGAAAGGGGGGAAAAAGAAAUAGCCUUUUGAACAGCACCCCCGUCUGUGUUACAAAAAGAGAAGUUAGUUCUUUUUAAUAAAGCCUAUGUACAGAAUGGC